Molecule: messenger RNA, 306 nt
Organism: Sphaeroforma arctica JP610
Lineage: Eukaryota; Ichthyosporea; Ichthyophonida
Exons: 1
Coding region: 1-306 (101 amino acids)
Source: RefSeq, a predicted model, not a curated record
AUGUCCGACUCAAUCUCAGGCGAGAGCCGUAAAAUCCGAUGGUCCAAACUUCUUUACGAUGUAUCGAACUAUGACAAGUGGUGGGCACAUCUCAUUGCCGCCGCCAAUACAGAAUAUAAGGACGACAUUGAAGGUGUUCUACAUUACAAACACAUCAAACGAGAAAUUCUCGCCAAACAACUUAGCACCCCGAUUCAUCAACAUACGCCCGCUGCUGAUACUGCUAAGAUCGAAGGCAUCAUUCGUUUUCGCCGAGAAACCAAGACAAAUGGUACCUAUCUCCUGGCCAAGUCCCUCCUACCCUGA